Zymoseptoria tritici IPO323 is the source of this 2886-nucleotide messenger RNA. RefSeq lists its product as uncharacterized. Lineage: Eukaryota; Fungi; Ascomycota; Dothideomycetes; Mycosphaerellales; Mycosphaerellaceae. Gene Ontology annotation, cellular component: small-subunit processome; nucleolus. Gene Ontology annotation, biological process: rRNA processing. The record is from RefSeq and is a predicted model, not a curated record. Bases 1 to 2886 code for a protein of 961 amino acids. The transcript has a single exon.
AUGCCUCCUCGAAUCGCUCGCUCCGCGGUCGCUUCGGCGACAGCGUCGAGCUCGAAGAAGUCGAAGAACAAGAACAAGAAGCGUUCGCUCAACGCUUACGCUUCGGCCGCGAGACAGAUCCCGGAAAGUCGAAUUCCACGCCACCGAUUGGGCGAGGACCUUGACGAUGGUCCGAAGAAGAAGAGAAGUCGUGAAGAAGACGAGGAGGAAGAGGAUGACGAGGAGGAGCCACAGCGGAAGAAGCCUGCAAAGAGAGGUAUAGCCAAUACACACGACGAGAUGGAGCAUGGAAGUGAUAGCUCCGGGAACGAGUGGACCAUGGGUGGCAUGGCCGAGGAUGACGACGACAGCGAUUUGGACUCGGACGAGGCUUUUGGCGCUUCCGAUGAAGAGCGUUUUGGGAGCUUCACAUUCCGGGGCUCCUCGAAAAGCAAGGGCAAGGGAAAGAAGAAGGCCGCGUCGACCAGGAAUAUGGAUCUCAACGAGUGCGAUGGAAGCGAGAUCGACGAUGGCGACAGCGAGGAUGAUGUCGGGGAAGGCUUUGGAGACGAUGGAGUGGACUUGGCGACGAUGCUGGACGAUGACGAUGAAGAGGUCCUUGGAGGCAAGGAUACCACGAAGCAAGAUAUGGGCGAGGAUAGCGGCAGUGAAGAGGACGAUGAAGCUGAGGAGAGUUCGGAGUCAGAGUCCGAGGAUGACGAUAGCGAAGCUGGAGACGAGGAGCGAGCAGCUCGCAUGAGAGACCGACUCGAAGCCAUGGACAAAUCUUCUAGAAGCGCAAACCCUUCCACAGCCGAAGCCUUUAGCAUGCCCGGAUUCGACGACUUCGACGCGGACACUGCUCAAGCUCAAGAGGCGAUCACAUCAAAGUCCAAGAAGAAGGCGGCCAAGGUUGGGCCCAUUGCUGCUCCCCUACCGAAACGCCAGCAGGAUCGCAUCGAUCGUGAGGUCGCCACGCAGAAGGCGAAAGAGCAGCUUGACAGAUGGAAGGACACCGUCACACGCAAUCGUCGAGCUGAGUUCCUUUCGUUCCCUUUGCAAGAUCCCAAGGACCAAUCUGGAACUGUCGGCAAAGAGAAGUUCAUGCCGGCCAGCCAGCAAGUGCCACAUUCGGAGCUAGAGGAGAGCAUUCAGCGAAUCAUGGAAGAGUCAGGCUUGGCUGCUAGACAUGGGCAAGCCGAAGCUGGCGACGUCGGCGACGAAGAGCAAGCUUUGCUGAAGAGCGAGGAGCUGGCGACCAACAAGCUGCCGAUAGAGGAAGUCAUGCGCCGGCGAGCAGAGCUUCGCAAAGCUCGAGAGCUUCUAUUCCGAGAGGAGAUCAAGGCGAAGCGUAUCUCCAAGAUCAAAAGCAAGAGCUACCGAAGAGUACACAGGAAGGAGCGCGAAAGGAUGGCUGAACAGGAACGUCUGACUUUGGAAGGCAUGGGUGUCGAUCCGAUGGACGAAGACGAGAAGGAGAGACAGGAUCGUAAGAGGGCUGAGGCGCGGAUGGGCACAAAGCAUAAGGACUCAAAGUGGGCCAAGUCCCUCAAAGCUACUGGCAAGGCUGUCUGGGAUGAGGAUGCUAGAGAUGGCGUGAUGGAACAAGCGCGCAGGAAUGAGGAGCUCAUGAAGCGGAUGGCCGGCCGCGAUGUUUCUGACGACGAGGGCAGCGACUUCCACACGGGUGACGAGGACAACGAUGAUGGCGAGGACGACACUGCCACUCUCAAGAAGCUCGAUGGACUGAAGAGUGACAGCGGACCGACCAAAGGGCUCGCGGGCAUGAAGUUCAUGCGAGCUGCUGAUGAGCGAAGGCAGAAGGCCAACGAUGAGGACGUGGAGCGAUUGAGGAAAGAGCUCGCAGGUCGGGACGGGGAAGAUGCCGACAGCGAGGAAGAGGAACAGAGUCUCGGACGUGCUAUCUUUGGGCCUGCAAAGCAGGCUGCAAAAGCCCCGCCAAAGGAAGAGAGACUGGAGUUUGAGGCGCCUGAAGGUUCUGAUAAUGAUGACGACGCGCCUGGCGACGACCAAGAAGUCAACAUCGUCACCGAAAAGCCAUCUGGCAAAGAAAAGGCAGGUCUCAAGUCUCAGCCAAAGAAGAUGACCGCGAGCGGACCUCUUGCAUCAAGUUGGCUGAAAGACAUUGACGAGGAUUCAAAGCAGUCCAAGAAUGACUGGUUGCAGGCCCCAAAGGGCAAGUCAAAGAAGGCCAGGGGUGACGUCGAAGUGGAGAUGGACUUAAAUAUCGCUGCAUCUACAAGACCAUCGAAAGAUGCUUCUUCAGUCAGUGAGAAGCCAGCUGCCAGUCAAGCUGCGACUGCUGACACUUCCGGCUGGACGACGGUGACCUACAAAGGCGAUGCGAACGAUGGCGACUCUUCGGCAGACGAUGACCCUUCCAACCCCAUCCUGACGCCCGCGCAACAGAAGCAAUCUCUUCAGCAGCGCGCAUUCGCAGGUGACGACGUGCAAGCCGCAUUCGACGCCGAGAAAGAAGCUCUGAUCGCUUCCGAGGACGAGAAGGAGGUCUCCACUCACCUCCCAGGCUGGGGCAACUGGGCUGGCACUGGCCUCUCAAAGUCCGUCCGCAAAGCCAACGCUCGUGCGAAACACAACCCUCUGUUUAAAACGAAGGUUCCUGGUGGCGGCGUUAAAGCCGAGAACCGCAAGGAUCGCAACAUGGACAAGGUCAUCGUCAGUGAGAAGCACGAGAGGAAGGGCAAGAAGUACUUGGCUCCUGUCUUACCGCAUGUGUUUGAGACGAAGGAGCAGUAUGAGAGAGCGAAUCGUGUGCCUAUUGGUCCGGAAUGGACGACUAAGGAGACGCAUCAGAGAAUGACUAGGCCGAGGGUCGUGGUCAGGAAGGGUGUCAAUGUGCAAGCUCUGGAAAGGCCGGUUGCAUGA